Molecule: messenger RNA, 6949 nt
Organism: Labeo rohita (rohu)
Lineage: Eukaryota; Metazoa; Chordata; Actinopteri; Cypriniformes; Cyprinidae
Product: deleted in malignant brain tumors 1 protein
Cellular component (GO): membrane
Source: RefSeq, a predicted model, not a curated record
UUAUGGAAAGUCAAUUUGAAGCACAACACUGUUGUAAAGAAACGUUACAUGAAUAUAUAUAAAUGAAUCUUAGAUAUUAAAAACUUACUUUGAUGGUAGUUGCUUCUGUAUUUAUCUUUGAGGAAAUAUGACAGUAUAGAGUUAAAUGACAGAUUAGCAGUUAAAGUAUUACAAAAUAAAUACAUGUUUUAAAACAUUGGCAAAACAUUUGUAUAUUCACAUGUAUGUCUCCGUCCUUCAAAAGUUUCUUGAAAGGACUCGUUUGCAUUUUCUUUGAACACAAGGAGCAAGUUUGCAAGCCAUUCAUUGCUUUUAGGUUAUUUGAAUAGUUAAAUUAAGAUUUGAUUGCCAAAUGUGUCUGGCCUGCUUAUAAGAAAAUCAUUAAAACCUGUAAUAUAAAAAAAUGCAUUUAGGACUUUAAAAAAAAAUCCCUUGUUUACUCAUUUAUUUCAAACAUUGCUUUAAUUGCUUUAAAGUUUAUUGGUUUCAGCUGUUUUUAAUAUGUGCAAUCAUUAUUUUUGCAUUAACAAAAAACCUUGACUAAUAACUUAACAUACUUCCCUCAGAGCAGUCCAUUGGGUUAUUUUGAGCAUAUAUCUUUCUUUUACUGUAUAUGAAUAACAGAUGGGAUCAGUCAGAGGAGGGAAGGAGAGGGUUAAUGCUGCUUUCUUUUAACAAAGGUCUUUUACACCUAUGUGAACAGACGGUCACUCAUUCUCAAGGACAGCACGACAAAGAGCCAGACGGGACAAAGCUAAAGUCACUAUGCUGUACUUUUUCUGCUUCAUUCUGCUUCUAGACAGUGUAGAAAAUGCAGCCGUCAGUAAAAUCACUGUGACCAGUGAAGUUCCCGUGAGGUUGGUGGACGGUAGUAAUGCUUGUUCUGGACGGGUUGAGAUUUACAAGGACAGCGAAUGGGGCACCAUUUGUGAUGAAGGGCUGGAUGAUGUCGAAGGCAACUUGGUCUGCUAUGAGGCAGGUUGCGGUCCACUCAUAUCUAUACAGCCUAGUGCUUACUUUGGGGAGGGUUCCGGAACGUUACUAACGGAUGACCUGAACUGUUUUGGGAACGAGAGCUCGGUGCUCGACUGCAUUUGGGGGAACCACACCGACGUGUGUGACCACAUGAGAGAUGCUGGAGUCAUCUGUGACUCCACCUUUAGGUUACAAGGUGGCAGCGGCAUGUGUUCAGGGAGAGUGGAGAUUUUCCACAACAGACAGUGGGGAACGGUCUGCGACACCACCUGGGAUCUCUUGGACUCAACAGUGGUGUGUAAAGAACUUGGCUGUGGAAGCCCUAUAGCUGUAUACUAUAAUGCUUAUUUCGGGAAAGGAACAGGUCCAGUGUGGAUGGAUGGCGUCAGUUGCACUGGUCGGGAGAGUUUGCUGGAAGAUUGUGCGUUUAGCGGUUGGGGGGUGACCACUUGCACACAUGCGGAUGAUGCUGGAGUCACCUGUUUAGAGUUUAUGCUUGCAGAUGGACUAAACACUUGCUCCGGGAGGGUGGAGGUCCUGUAUGAACAUUUUGGGUGGGGAACCGUUUCAGCCAAUGGCUGGAAUUUGUUGGGUGGAGAUGUGAUCUGCAGACAGAUGGAUUGUGGAAGUGCACUGAGCGUCAACGGUGAAUCUGCUUUUGGGAAGGGUUCAGGUACGACGUGGCUGUUUGAUACCGCAUGCACGGGAACUGAAAUCUCUCUGAAAACAUGCAUUUCAGACUAUGAGAAAAAGAGUUCACACAACAAUGAUGCAGGAGUGGUCUGCAGAGGUAAGUGUGAGCAACAGACAGCGACCUACGACGAUUACGUCAAGACCGCACGCAAAAUGCAAUGUGAAUUCAUCAGAAUUUUUCUCCUUUCAGAGGUGAAACUGGUACAUGGCCAAAAUUUUUGUCAUGGGACAGUGCAGGUCCGUUAUACUGGAGAUUGGGGCACAAUAUGUCACUACAGUUGGGAUCCACUGGAUGGUAUUGUGUUGUGCCGAGAACUCGGCUGUGGCCCUUUUAAAGCAGCAUAUGCCUCAGCUUAUUAUGGGAACGGCACAGGGAACAUACUGAUGGAUAAUGUUCUGUGUACCGGGAGUGAGUCCUCGCUAAAGGACUGCAGUUACUCUACGUCUGUAAACAGCCUCUGUACGCAUUCACAAGAUGCUGGAGUUGCCUGCGGAGGUAAAUUCAAACAAAAACAGGUUUCAAAAAUGAACAAAUUGAGAUUGGUAGAUGGAGACAGCAUUUGUUCUGGAAGGGUGGAGGUUCUUAAAAACAACCAGUGGGGGUCUGUCUGUGGCGACAGCUGGGAUAUGACUGACGCUAUAGUUGUCUGUAGAGAGCUGGGCUGUGGAGAUCCGGUAGAGGUAAAAACAGGUGCUUACGGAAGUGGUAUUGGACCAAUAUGGAUGGAUGAUGUGAAAUGUACAGGCAAUGAGGCCAUGCUGAAGAACUGCAAGUUCAACGGAUGGGGAGUUCACAACUGUGAUCACGCAAGCGAUGCAGGGGUCGUCUGCCGAGAGGUACGGUUGGUGAAUACAAACAACAAGUGUCAGGGCACAGUGCAAGUGUACCAUGAUGGCCAGUGGGGCACGGUCUGCCACAACAGCUGGGAUCUCGCAGAUGGUGUAGUGCUCUGUAGAGAGCUGGGCUGUGGUGGGAACGCACAGCCUUUGGCAAGUGCUUAUUUUGGGCCCAGUGAUGGGCCGAUAUGGAUGGAUUCCCUCAGAUGCAAAGGUGCCGAGUCAAAUCUGAGGAAAUGCCAGUUUGGUGGGUGGGGAAACCAUCAAUGCAUUCAUGCAUAUGAUGCAGGAAUCAUCUGCAGAGAGAUUAGAAAUGUACUCCGGAUUGAGGUUAGCGCUGACUCUGGCGACCCCAACAACCCUUUACAAAUGACAAAACUACUGAGCAAAAUCAAGGAAGAGCUCAAAAACACCGGAAAUUUCUCUGUCAAGUGGAGAACUCAGUCGAAUGGGCAAGUGUUUCAGGAAAAGAAAAUGUUUGAUCCCUGUUCACCAGUGAAGCCUCACUCCCAGUACACUGUGCACCAUCUAUCCAUACUGGUCCUACUCCUGGUCCGAAAUAAGCAGCACUCUGUGCCUCAAUCACACUGCCACAAUCCAGUUCUUUACACACCACUUCAGCAUCUGUUAGAUCCCAGCCAUUAUCACACACUGUUCCCCACUGACCAUCAUAAAGAGCCUCCACUCGUCCAGAACAAGAGCUCCAUAACCGUCACUAGUGGAAUCAGAUUAGUGAAUGGAGACUCUUGUUCUGGACGAGUGGAGGUUCUUUAUAAUAGAACACGGGGAACAGUGUGUGAUGAUGGCUGGGAUCUACCAGACGCUGCAGUGGUGUGUAGAGAGACGGGUUGUAGGGAUGCUAUAGAGGCAAAAAGUGGUGCUUAUUUUGGCCAGGGAUCAGGACUGAUAUGGAUGGAUGAUAUACAGUGUGAUGGGAAUGAAUCUGCACUAAAUGAAUGUUCCUCAGAUGGAUGGGGAACACAGAAAUGUAACCAUCAACAAGAUGAUGGAGUCAUCUCUGUCAAGUUGGUGAAUGGCAUCAACUCUUGUUCUGGAAGAGUGGAGGUACUUUACAAUGGAACAUGGGGAACAGUGUGUGAUGAUGACUGGGAUCUAACAGAUGCGGCAGUGGUGUGUAGAGAGAUUGGCUGUGGGAAUGUAACUGAGGUGAAGAGUGCUGCUUAUUUUGGGCAAGGGACAGGACAGAUAUGGUUGGAUGAUAUACAAUGUGUUGGGAUUGAAUCUACAUUGAAUAUCUGUUUAUCAAAUGGAUGGGGAAAACACAACUGUAGCCAUCGACAAGAUGCUGGAGUCAUCUGCCAAUGUGAGUCAAAAUAUUCAAUGAAUUUUAUGUUGGUGAAUGGAGACAACAAGUGUUCUGGAAGAGUGGAGGUUUUUCACAGUAGAGGAUGGGGAACAGUGUGUGAUGAUGACUGGGAUCUAUCGGAUGCGGCAGUGGUGUGUAGAGAGGUGGGAUGCGGGAAUGUGAUAGAGGCAAAGGGUUUUGCUUAUUUUGGGCGAGGAUCAGGACAAAUAUGGAUGGAUGAUGUAAACUGCAAUGGAAUUAAGUCCUCACUGAUGAACUGUGCGACACGUGGAUGGGGAAUACAUGACUGCAUACAUGAUGAAGAUGCUGGAGUCAUCUGCAGCUAUGUCAAGCUGGUGAAUGGUGAAAACUGUUCUGGACGAGUGGAGGUUCUCCAUAAUGGAACAUGGGGAACAGUGUGUGAUGAUGACUGGGAUAUAAAAGAUGCUACAGUGGUGUGUAGAGAGAUUGGCUGUGGAAAUGCUACAGAGCUGCUGCUGCUGCUGCCACCACCAGUCCUCAAAGAAACGAACGUUGUACGUCACAAUGACUACACCUAUAUCAACGAUUCAAAAAGCUGGAUCGAUGCACUAGGAUACUGCCAAACUCACCACCAGACACUGGCGCACAUUUUAAAUACCACGGCACACAAGUACAUCACAAAAAUGCUGCAGGAUAAAGAAAUCACUGAUGGAGUAUGGAUCGGGCUUGAACGGACCGCUAUGCUGUGGUUCAUGCAAUUCUUUCUGCUUUUAGCAUGUAUAGGUUUUACAACUGCCAUUAGUACAGAUGAACUCAGACUGGUGAAUGGCAGUGACUCUUGUUCAGGACGAGUGGAGGUUUUUCAUAAUGGAAUAUGGGGAACAGUGUGUGAUAACGGCUGGGAUCUAACAGAUGCGGCAGUGGUUUGUAGAGAGGUGGGCUGUGGGAAUGUGAUUGAGGCAAAGCGUGGUGCUCAUUUCGGUCAGGGAUCAGGACAAAUAUGGAUAAAUGAUGUACAAUGUGGAGGGAAUGAAUCUACACUGCGUAACUGCUCAUCAGAUAGAUGGGGAACAUGCCGCUGUAGCCAUCAACAAGAUGCUGGAGUCAUCUGCCAGUGUGAGUUAAAAAUAUCCUUACAAUUUGAGCAUAACAAUAAUAACACUUUUGGGAAAAAUAAUAAAUAAAUUUUGUCUUGUUUGUGGAUAAUAGCUGUCCGGUUGAUGAUGGGUGACAACUCUUGCUCUGGACGGGUUGAAGUUCAUUAUAACAGAACGUGGGGAACAGUGUGUGAUGGUGACUGGGAUAUAAAAGAUGCUGCAGUGGUGUGUAGAGAGAUUGGCUGUGGGGAUGCUAUAAAGGCAACACGUGGUGCUUAUUUUGGACAAGGAUCAGACCAAAUCUGGAUGGAUGACGUAAAGUGUAAUGGGACUGAGUCUAGUCUACAGAGCUGUCAGUCAAAUAGAUUGGGAAUACAUAACUGUCGACAUCAGAAAGAUGCUGGAGUCAUCUGCAAUGUAUCUGUCAGGUUGGUAAAUGGUGACAACUCUUGCUCUGGACGUGUGGAGUUUCUUCAUGACGGUCAGUGGAAAACAGUGUGUGAUAAUGACUGGGAUCUAACAGAUGCCAAAGUGGUGUGUAGAGAACUGGGAUGUGGGAGUGUCGUAGAUGCAAGUCACGCUUAUUUUGGCCAGGAGUCAGGACAAAUGUGGAUGAACGUACAAUGUACUGGAGUAGAAUCUACUUUGAAGAGCUGCAGACAUGACAAUACCUCCUGUAGAGGUAAAAAAGGUGCUGGAGUCAUCUGUCAGCCUGCUAUCAUGGUCAAUGGCAGCCUUUCAUGUUCUGGAAGAGUGGAGGUUCGCCACAAUGGUCAGUGGGGAACAGUGUGUGAUGAUGGCUGGGAUCUGACAGAUGCUGAAGUGGUGUGUAGAGAGAUGGGAUGUGGCAAUGUGACAGAGAUAAAAAGUGUUGCUUAUUUUGGACAAAGAUCAGGACCAGUAUGGAUGAGUAAUGUGAGCUGUAAUGGAACAGAGUCUACACUGAAGAACUGUGCAUUCAGUGGAAGAGUUCAACAAAAGUGUAGCCAUGAAAAAGACGCUGGCGUUAUCUGUGGACCCAAACUUCGACUGCAGAAUGGUUUCAGCUCUUGCUCUGGAAGAGUGGAGGUUCUGCAUAAUGGAACGUGGGGAACAGUGUGUGAUGAUGGCUGGGAUUUAACAGAUGCUACAGUGGUGUGUAGAGAGAUUGGCUGUGGGGAUGCUUUAGAGGCAAAAAGAGGUGCUUUUUUUGGCAGUGGCUCAGGACCAAUAUGGAUGAAUAAAGUAAAUUGUUAUGAGAAAGAGCAAACUCUAAAGAGAUGUAGAUCAUCUGGAUGGGAUGUACAGAACUGUAGUCAUUCUAAAGAUGCUGGAGUCAUCUGCCAAUAUGACUAUACCUAUAUCAACGAUUCAAAAAGCUGGAUCGAUGCACUAGGAUACUGCCAAACUCACCACCAGACACUGGCGCACAUUUUAAAUGCCACGGCACACAAGUACAUCACAAAAAUGCUGCAGGAUAAAGAAAUCACUGAUGGAGUAUGGAUCGGGCUUGAACGGAGUAUGCUCUUUGCUUGUUCGCCCUGGCUGUGGACCGGUGGGCCGUAUGUGGAGUAUGCCUCGUGGCAUCAAGAGUAUGCAAAGGACCCAGGGAGCAAGUUUUGUGGAAAACUUCUUAAGGAAAAACCAAACAGGUUUGGCUGGAUAGAUGCUUGCUGCCAUGAGCGCCUGCCUUUCAUCUGUCAGGGAUGAAACACUAGAUGGAGCUGUUUCCUAUGCUGGAGUCGGUUGCUGACUAUCACAGAAAUUGAGUCAAGAUGCCAUGUUUUUGCUUUGUUUCUAAACAAGCUGUGUGAACUUAUAACAGAAACUAUUAUUUGCAUUACAAACUAAUUUCUCUUCUUUAUAUCAGCUCUUAAAUCUUCCUUCUUUGAAUUGUACAGCUGAUUGAACAUCUUUAUACUAAAAUGUUAUAUAUAGCUCAUAAAACUUUAAAGCAAAUGUUAGUUCUGUGCACCUAUGAAUGGUUUGAGUUUUUUUUUUUAAAUUAAUGAUUGAGGUUCUUUUACUCAUUUCAUUUUUUUAUUUACUUUUUUUUAUUGCCAAUUUAAUUAAAAAUGUA